AAUUCACCUAAUGGCAGGAAGGAUUCCAGUGGAUGUGUCAAGAGCUGCAGUUGGAAGAGAAAUGGAGGAUGUCUUUGUGCAGAACCUAAACUACGCAGCUGAUAUCUUGGCCAAGGAAGGAAUCACUGGAUUGAUUGAGCCAAUCAACACAAGAAUUACAGACCCUUGCUACUUUCUGGACUCCCCUCAUCAAGCUGCAGCAAUACUGGAGAAGGUUGGCAAGCCCAACAUCCAGCUACAGAUGGUUCGUACUUUUGAAAAUGUGUCUGUUAUCAGUUUACUCUGCAGUUGCAUUCACUGUUGCAGGACAUUUCACUGGCAAGUAAUGGAUGGAAAUCUGACAAAAAACAUGCACAAAUAUUUUCCCAUAAUAGGCCAUGUUCAGAUUGCACAGGUUCCAGGCAGGAAUGAACCUGACAGCGAUGGAGAGUUGUGUUACAGAUACCUGUUAAACACACUGGAAAAGCUUGGUUAUCAAGGAUAUGGCUGUGAAUACAAGCCACUUGACUCCACAGAAAAGAGUCUGGGAUGGAUCCAACAAUUCUGGGCCCAGUAUUCUUGAACUUUUCUGAAAGUCCAGUGGCCUUAUAUUUUUUUCU
This is a messenger RNA of Poeciliopsis prolifica (blackstripe livebearer), 599 nucleotides long. RefSeq names its product putative hydroxypyruvate isomerase. Gene Ontology annotation, molecular function: hydroxypyruvate isomerase activity. Lineage: Eukaryota; Metazoa; Chordata; Actinopteri; Cyprinodontiformes; Poeciliidae. Gene Ontology annotation, biological process: glyoxylate metabolic process. The record is from RefSeq and is a predicted model, not a curated record.